Pyricularia grisea is the source of this 2328-nucleotide messenger RNA. RefSeq lists its product as uncharacterized. The transcript has 5 exons. NCBI's taxonomy places the organism in Eukaryota, Fungi, Ascomycota, Sordariomycetes, Magnaporthales, Pyriculariaceae. Bases 976 to 2328 code for a protein of 450 amino acids. The record is from RefSeq and is a predicted model, not a curated record.
GCCGACAUCGGCACAGAGACUCGGGAGCAUCAUAUAUUGAUGGUGGUCAAACGGAAGGCUCACAGCCGCCAAACGCCCACAAUCCGGCCGACCGAUUCGAUGUAACCGCGUCCGAGUGACGAGUCUUCUGUCUUAUCGCAUAUUCUUUCUAACUUAAUUGAAGAGCAUCGCUCUUAAAGUUCAGACAGAUGCCUCGCAUCUUUAACCAAGCAGCAUGGUGCGGCAACUUGACGUCGUAAUUGUUAUCCAAAUGCUGAUACACGUUGUAGCAACACCUGCCGCGUCCGCAAGAUCAAAUGUGAUGAAACGCUUCCUAUCUGUCAGCGCUGCUCCAAAGCAAGCCGCUAUUGUGAUCGCACCGCCACACCUCCAUCCCUCCCAGUGCAUCCGCAGCCAACCAACACAGAAGACAUAUUUCCAUUGCCGUCAAAUCCCCGCCAGGCCCUUAUCAACCCUACGAUAGCCAGGUAUUUUCACCACUACAUCACCUCUAUCGCCCCUUGGUAUGACCUGAGUGAUGGUUCCCGGCACUUUGCUACCCUCCUACCUGAACUGGCCCUCCGCAGUCCACUCCCAUUUGCUGCCGUGAUUGCCUUGGCCGGAAUCCAGAUCAGCCAGACGACGGCACCUUCAGCACGGGCGGCAGCCGAGUAUUAUCAUGACCAGUGCGUCCGGCUGCUGCUGAUCAAAUUGAAGGACGACAAUGCGGCAUGUGGUGAUGGCGACAGUGACUGCGACGGCGACGGCGACGGGAUCACGCUGGCUUCCAUAUGUCUCCUGCGUUCGUACGAGAUCCUGAGUGAGGAAACUGAUCCAAACCGCCAUCUCCGGGGCGCGUACUCGCUUGCCGUCUCUCGCACCCCGCUCCUCCGGGAGGGUGACCUCAGCGGGCGUGGAGGCUUGCGCGGUGCGGGGUUCUGGAACUAUCUGAGAGAAGACAUUACUUUCAGUCUGUUCCAGAAAUGCCCGCUCAAGAUGGGGCUGGAUCAGGUCGAGCUGUUUGUUUUGCGUGGUGAUGAUGCAGACGGUGACCACGGCUACUUGAACGCCGUGUCGCUCAUUCUGGGAAGAAUCAUCAAUGAAUGCUUCGGGCGCGAGACAGUGGCACCUGAUGCCUGGAACUUUUUGUUCGGCUUGCUCCGCGACUGGUGCUCAGCUCUUCCUAGCCGGUUUGCACCGUUUGCACGUGAAGAGCGUGGUUUGGGGCUAGCUUUGCCCGCUGUCUGGAUGCUGCAGGAUUGUCACGGUGGGCCCUUCAUUCGUGACGAAGCUACGCAGCAGGAGCUUGUUCGACCUGCUAUGGCAUUCUCACACCAAGUCAGAGCUGCGCGGCUUCUGUUCCGCCAACACCCCCUUGCCCUUACUCAGACCAGCUGUCGCCGAACCAUGGCAACAAUUUCCCAGAAGCCAACCACUGAGCCCGUCGUGAUCAAACCAUCGGCGGUCGAGAUCAAAAACAACAUCCUAUCAUCACGCAACCUCGAACUGGCCGUUCGUCACCUGCAUGCCGACGGCCUUGUCGUAGUCGAGGACGCCGUGCCGCAUGCGGAUCUGGACGCUCUCAACGCAAAGAUGGUCCCCGACGCCCGCUACUUGCAAUCUCUCGGCGAGGAUGGCCCCUUCAACUAUAAUCAGGGCAACUUGCAACAGGAUCCGCCGCCGGUGGCUGAGUACUUUUUCCCCAGCAUCUUUACGAACAAGAUUGCCACACAAAUAACCUCAUCCAUCCUCGGCCCCCGCCCGAAAUGGACCUUUUGCUCCGCCAACUCAGCCAUGCCCCCUUCAUCGCCCGACUCUCCUCCUCAGCGCCAGCCCGUUCACUCAGACGCCGACUUUGACCACCCGCACCACCCCUUUGCGCUGGUCGUCAACGUGCCGCUCGUCACCAUGACGCCGCGCAACGGCUCGACCGAGUUGUGGCUCGGCACGCAUCACCUCUCGAACCUGUCGGCGCAGGAGGGCGCGCACGGAGAACGCGCCAGCGGUCGGAUAAAGCAGCGCCUGCUGGAUGCGCGCAAAGAGGAGAGGGGACCGUGUCAGCCCGUCGUCAAAAAGGGCAGCAUCGUCGUCAGGGAUUUGAGGCUCUGGCACGCGGGUAUGCCUAAUCUGAGUGCCGACGAGGUCAGGGUCAUGCUCGCGUUUAUACACUUUGCGCCUUGGUAUCGCAACCCCAUGAGGCUGAGGCUCGGGGAGGAUGUCAAGGGAAGGAUCGAGCAUGUCAGUGGGGAGUUGGAUGUUCCGGUGGAUUGGGUGGGCAGGGAGGAGGUAUUAGGUGAGUAUUUGCGGCGCGGGUUUGGAAAUAGCUAUGAUUUUGGUCAGGAGGCGUGA